Doryrhamphus excisus (bluestripe pipefish) is the source of this 2461-nucleotide messenger RNA. It is a transcript of the gene btbd10b, whose product is annotated as BTB (POZ) domain containing 10b. NCBI's taxonomy places the organism in Eukaryota, Metazoa, Chordata, Actinopteri, Syngnathiformes, Syngnathidae. Gene Ontology annotation, molecular function: protein binding. The record is from RefSeq and is a predicted model, not a curated record. Gene Ontology annotation, biological process: positive regulation of phosphorylation. Gene Ontology annotation, cellular component: cytoplasm.
UUCGUAUUAAACCCAUUUAUUCAACAAUCACAUAUAUUUUCCCUUGUCUGAAUUAUCUGUAGACCAUUAUAAGAAAAUAUUCAGUGGCUAAUGUUCUUAUAAAUGUGUGUAUGCGCGUCACCGCGUUAAGCGUCACGUUGUACGUCAGUUUGAUUAGUGUUUUGAAAGAAGGUGGCUGGCUAGCAAGAUAGCCGUCGGGAUUACUCUUCAGCGAAGAAAGAAGCCAAUUUGCUAGCGGUGAUUUUUGUAAGGAGUUCCUAAUCAACGGAUCCAGUUGACUUCCCGAUUAUGAACGGUGACGCAUCCGGAGCGGACUACCCCCUGUACGGGUGAUGGCAGCAAGUUUGCAGUCAUAUGACAGUAACUCCAGUGACACCGAAAACUGGGAGCGGAAAGCAACAAACCGACCUCGCAAACUGUGCAAACAUUCGAGCAGCCAAGCCCGUGCAUCUCGAGUGGAGGCACAACAGGGGAACAUGAGCCUGCAUGGUGCCAGUGGGGGCUGCGACCGUUCACGUGACCGACGCCGCUCCAGCGAUCGCUCCAGGGAUUCCUCGCAUGAGAGAGAGGGGCAGCUCACCCCUUGCAUUCGUAACCUCACCUCACCAACUCGGCAACACAACAUAGACCGGGACCGUGAUGGCGGGCCAUCGUCAAGGCCCAGUAGUCCUCGACCUCAGAGAGUGUCUCCCAGCGGCUCCAGCAGCAGCGGGGUGGUGAGCAGCCGCAACAGCAGCCUGUCCAGCACUGAAGGAACAUUCAAAAGUUUGGCAGUCGGAGAGAUGGUUUUUGUGUACGAGAACCCAAAGGAGGGCGGAGCCGGCGCCACUGUCUGCAACCGAAACAUUCGGACGUCAGAGAGAGUUACGCUCAUCGUUGACAACACGCGCUUUGUGGUCGACCCGUCCAUCUUCACUGCACAACCCAAUACAAUGUUGGGCAGAAUGUUUGGAUCGGGACGAGAGCAUAAUUUCACACGGCCCAAUGAGAAGGGAGAGUUUGAGGUGGCCGAAGGAAUUAGUUCAACAGUUUUCCGAGCAAUUCUGGAUUACUACAAAUCGGGCAUAAUUCGUUGUCCUGAUGGAAUCUCCAUCCCUGAGUUGCGUGAGGCGUGUGACUAUCUAUGCAUCUCUUUUGACUACAGUACCAUCAAAUGCAGAGACCUCAGUGCCCUCAUGCACGAACUGUCCAACGAUGGUGCUCGACGGCAGUUUGAAUUCUACCUUGAAGAAAUGGUUCUACCUCUGAUGGUGGCGAGCGCCCAGAGCGGCGAGAGAGAGUGUCACAUCGUCGUCCUUACCGACGACGAUGUGGUCGAUUGGGAUGAAGAAUACCCGCCACAGAUGGGAGAGGAGUACUCUCAAAUCAUCUACAGUACAAAGCUGUACAGAUUCUUCAAGUACAUUGAGAAUCGAGACGUGGCCAAAUCGGUUUUAAAGGAGAGAGGAUUAAAGAAAAUAAGGCUGGGCAUUGAAGGUUACCCCACAUAUAAGGAGAAGGUGAAGAAACGUCCAGGAGGUCGCCCAGAGGUCAUUUACAACUAUGUCCAGAGGCCCUUCAUCCGCAUGUCAUGGGAGAAAGAGGAGGGCAAGAGCCGCCAUGUGGACUUCCAGUGCGUCAAAUCGAAAUCCAUUACAAACCUGGCAGCAGCAGCGGCGGACAUACCCCAGGACCAGCUGGUUGUCAUGCACCCGGGCCCCCAAGUGGACGAGCUGGACAUCCUGCCCAACCUCCCACCCAGUGGGAAUCAUUACAGCAACAACUACAGUAACGAGCCUGACCCCGACGUACCUCCCCCCGCUGUCUGAGGGUAGGGUCCGUCGACAAGGACGCCUCCCUGCCCCAUGACUGUCCCUCUCGUCCGACUCCCAGCAUGCUGCAGCAUGGAGUGCUAAGGGGCACCAUAACCAUAUUGCCUUGACACCUCCUUUGCAGCCUUAGAGAGCCAACAACGUGGUGGACUGGAAGACGUAAGACUGCUCAAAGGAAGGGUUCACUUUUAUUUGAUUUUUUUUUUUUUUUUUUUUUUUUUUUUUUUACUUGACCAAAGCAAUUUAUUUUUAUUUUGGAAUAUAGACAGCAAACACAUUUAUGGUAUUAUUAUUAUUAUUAUUAUUUACAAUGUCGCACCCUAAUUUGUCAGGUUUGGCUGAGCACUCUUGUGGUAUCAAUGUUUUCUUUCACCAAUCAUCUAUUUUUAGACUUUCCUGGGUGGCUUAAGGAAAAAGGAGGGUAGGGUGGAAGACUGCUCAUGGAGAAAAUCAUCACGUCUCACCUCUUUAGUGUCAGGACCUCCAUGUGUUCUCUUAUGUCAUUGGCUGGAUGUGAUAUGUGAUGUUACGCUCCUACCGCAGACAAAAUAUUAAAGCAGAGCACAGGCUGUUGUGCGCUCUCAAUCUUUUUGUGCAACGCUUGGAAAAAUGUUGUUUUAAAAGUCAUUCAAUAAAGAUGUCACAUAGUG